Molecule: messenger RNA, 482 nt
Organism: Rubroshorea leprosula
Lineage: Eukaryota; Viridiplantae; Streptophyta; Magnoliopsida; Malvales; Dipterocarpaceae
Source: the annotation of a GenBank genome assembly
AAUGGAUUCUCUUCCCUUCUUCUCCUGUCCUUUAACCCUUUCCUCUGCCUCCCUCUUCUGUUGGUGGCACUCUAAGCCCGCCUCUCAUUGGCCACUAAACUGAACCCAUGAUCUUCCAUUUCCAAUCUUUCUUCAACUGUGACACAUUGGCCGUCCCCAUUGUGUCUUCCCUUUCUCAUCUCUCCUUCUCAGCUUCAGCCCAGCCUCACCACUCAAAUCUCACCCUAUCAGACUCUCAUGCCCAAAUCUAAUCACCAUAGAUCUACCCACUUCCUUAAUUUAGUUCAAUUUAUUCCAAGUUUUUUUGUUGCAUUUUAAUUCUAGUUUGUCUUUAUGCUUAGUUGCUCUUGAUUAAUGCCUUUACAUAAGGUAGUAAAAGUUUAGUAAAAGCUGUUUUGUUCACAUAGUUGCUACUUUUUGUUUUUUGUCUAUUAUACCAAACUUGUACAUAUUUCAAACUUCAAUGAAAUAGUUCAAUUGUU